Emericellopsis atlantica is the source of this 2279-nucleotide messenger RNA. RefSeq lists its product as uncharacterized. The transcript has a single exon. Gene Ontology annotation, molecular function: RNA polymerase II cis-regulatory region sequence-specific DNA binding; DNA-binding transcription factor activity, RNA polymerase II-specific. The record is from RefSeq and is a predicted model, not a curated record. Gene Ontology annotation, biological process: regulation of transcription by RNA polymerase II. Lineage: Eukaryota; Fungi; Ascomycota; Sordariomycetes; Hypocreales; Bionectriaceae. Gene Ontology annotation, cellular component: nucleus. The coding region runs from base 328 to 1830 and encodes 500 amino acids.
ACCGUUCCUUGCCGCCGCUAUCUCAACAUCUUGCAUCCGAACCCACCGUCUAACGAUCCAACGUUGAACUUGACAUUCGAUAUCGAAUACACCAUCUUCAAUAUUUUCACAGUACUCCUCCAGCCGGACCUCUUUGACAAGCAGCCGCCCUCAAAACGCUACCCUACUCUCUGUGUUCCCCCAGAGUAUUGCGACGUAUUGAGCGAGCAUCGAGCCCUUCCUAACCAGAAGAACUGACCAUAAAGAAGACCCUUGAGCUUUUGAGAGAACUGACUACUACCAAGCUACGCAGUGUUUAGCAGGGCCUCGCCCGAUACUCACUUGACAAUGCAGCACGACACACAGACGAUUCGUGCCCGUCGGCCGCCGCACCUCAACUUACAUCAGCGGACGAAUAUCAUGCAGAUGCCUCAUUUCGCGCCUUUUGAUGUAACUACCUCACAGCAGACUGCCUCGUACCCCGAGCCGCUCUCAGCAACGAGCCAUGGCUCCUUCAUGACCGGCACACCUCGCGAGUAUAGCUCGCCGACCGACCGCUCUGCCGUCGACGAGAACGAAGCCGAGACGAUCCGACCGAUACGCAGAAAGGAAAACAGCGUCGACCGCUCGCUCGAGACGCUCACCAACGCAUUCGACAGCUAUCAAGAACUAAAGGUGGAGACUGGCAUCUCAUCCGAAGAGGUCCACUCCUACAUUGACGGUCCCUCCACGUCGACGGGACUGUGGACGUGCACGUUCCAGAACUGUGGGAAAGAGUUCUCUCGCAAAGAGAACGUCAAGUCCCAUGUACAGACGCACCUCAACGACCGCCAGUUCCAGUGUGAAGAGUGCAAGAAGUGCUUCGUGCGCGCGCACGAUCUCAAGCGCCAUGCCCGCAUCCACCUCACAGACAAGCCUUACAUCUGUCCCUGCCAAAAGGCCUUUGCGAGGCAAGAUGCUUUGACGAGGCACAGACAGAGAGGGAUGUGCGAGGGUGCACUGGACGGCGUGGUGAGGAAGUCUGCCAAGCGUGGCAGGCCAAGGAAGAACCCCGAGAUUGAUGGUGACCGACGCGAGAGGAAGGCCAGGACGAGGCGGCAGAACAACAUGUCGAUCAGCUCCGUGUCGACAGUGUCGACCGUUUCAACAUAUACCGACAGUUCCGCCGCCGCCUCACCUGAGCAGAUGCUCGACUUUCACUCCAUGGUGAACCUCCAACACCUCUCGCACGAUGUUCAGCAGAUGACGAUUCCGGAAUUCGACAACAGCGCAACUUCGUCGGCGCCCAUGCCAACCGGGCGCCCCUUUAGCCAGCAGGUUUCAACACCUGUGAGGUCAAGAUCAAUGGUCAAGAGGGAGUCAGUGGACUUUACGUCCUUCUCGAGUCCUCAGCCAUAUCUUCAGCCAGCAUCAAGUACCCCAAGUCAGCAAACUCUGAUGAGCGACCCGCUACCGCAGCCAUGCGUCUCGCCCGCGGUGCUCAUGGGUGUCACCCCUACCAGCAUGGACUCGCACCCGGGAGUGUUGACGUCGCCAUCUGAUGUAUCCUCAGGUCAGCACUCACAAGGGCCUGAAACGCCCUUCCUGUCAUUAGACAUGGACUUGAGUCAGCCUGAAGGCUUUGGCGACCUGCCGGAACUCACAGCAAGCAGCAGCUUCGGCUCGCUGGACGAUAUCAACGACCAGCUCUACAGCUUCGAUGAUUUCCAGGCACAGAUGACUGCGGAGACCUUCUUUGGUAGCAAUGGGGAUGCCCACGCUAACCUGUACAUUGAGCAAUGGCGACUCGAUCAAGCCCUCGGUGGUUUCCAAGACGGAGGAAUGUCUAACGCGAUGUGGAGCGACAAGUGAACCCCCCAUUUUCGACCCUACGAACGACGAAACGAAUCUUCUUCCUGUAUUUUGGGUGACACUUGGUCGGCUUCAGCGUGGCGUUAUGGAGGAUGGGACAGUUGAUGGGGACGCAAGAGCCCCCCGCUGUCGGAGUUGAAAAGGAUAUGGUUUUGGUUUUGGUCUUGAUCUUCGACUCGGAUACAGUCAAAUGGAUGGAAGCCCUGGAUGCGGCACCUUUUGCGAUUUUGUGUAUUUUGGCCCGUGCAUGAUGCGAUGUUUAUUGACUGUGUAUAUCAACUUGAGUGGGAUCACAAAUGGGGAGGUUUGGUAAUACAAUGGACAAUUCCGACAUAACAAUACUGAGAAUUUACCAAUCAAAUUGUGUUUGCUUCCAGUGAUACCAACUUGUGAGCUUUUCUAAAGCGUGGCGUCGGAUAGCGACUUGUUGACGAGUCACUGGUGCGGGC